Messenger RNA from Capsella rubella, 1294 nucleotides. RefSeq names its product caffeoylshikimate esterase. Bases 118 to 1203 code for a protein of 361 amino acids. Gene Ontology annotation, molecular function: lipase activity. The transcript has 8 exons. The record is from RefSeq and is a predicted model, not a curated record. Gene Ontology annotation, cellular component: membrane. Lineage: Eukaryota; Viridiplantae; Streptophyta; Magnoliopsida; Brassicales; Brassicaceae.
GUCUCUCUAACUCAUACGUUCUCUCUCACACUCUCUUGUUUUCUCUCUAUAAAUUGGUGACACCGCCCUCAAAAAACUCCCACCUUCAUUGUCUCUCUCUCUUUCUUACAAAUCUCAAUGUCGCUCCAGUCUAGUCAAUCGCAGAACAACGUGAAGCCGUCAGAAUUCCGAUACCACGAGGAAUACAUAAGGAAUGCGAGAGGUGUUGAGCUGUUCGCUUGUAGAUGGAUCCCAUCAUCUUCUUCUCCCAAAGCUCUCGUUUUCCUCUGCCAUGGUUAUGGUAUGGAGUGUAGCGACUCCAUGAAAGAAUGCGGAAUCAGACUGGCUUCAGCAGGAUACGCUGUUUUUGGUUUGGACUAUGAAGGUCACGGAAAGUCCAUGGGAUCUCGUUGCUACAUCAAGAAGUUUGGGAACGUUGUCAAUGACUGCUACGCCUACUACACCUCUAUUUGUGCCCAGGAGGAGUACAUGGAGAAAGGCAGAUUCUUGUAUGGAGAAUCCAUGGGAGGUGCAGUCACCCUACUGCUUCACAAAAAAGAUCCUUCGUUUUGGAACGGCGCCAUUCUUGUUGCUCCUAUGUGUAAGAUAUCCGAGAAGGUGAAGCCACACCCCGUGGUGAUUAGUGUGUUAACUAGAGUUGAAGAAAUCAUACCGAAAUGGAAAAUAGUUCCAACAAAAGACGUGAUCAACGCUGCUUUCAAGGACCUGGUCAAGCGAGAAGAGGUAAGGAACAACAAGCUGAUAUAUCAAGACAAGCCUAGGCUUAAAACAGCACUUGAGAUGCUCAGGACAAGCAUGAACCUGGAAGACACUCUCCACGAGAUAACAAUGCCUUUCUUUGUACUACACGGAGAAGCAGAUACAGUGACGGAUCCAGAGAUAAGCAAAGCAUUGUACGAGAAAGCGAGCACAAGGGACAAGACUCUCAAGCUGUACCCCGGGAUGUGGCACGCUCUGACGUCAGGUGAGCCUGACAGUAACGUUGACCUUGUUUUUGCUGACAUCAUCACUUGGCUUGAUCUUCGAACCGCUGACCCAGCCUCUCUCACUGUCACCCCUAUACGAGUUACUACCGCCACGACGAGCAUCGAAAGGGUUACGGUUAAUGGCGUUAGUAACAGCCAACGGAGGCCUAAACGUCCCUACUUUAAUCUCCUUUGUGGUUUGAACCGUGGCCGUUUGGUUCCACGCUCUGCUAUGUAAUAUUUUUAAAUUGUAUCAAGGCAACAAAUAACUCUAUUCGUGGAAAUAGAGUCGGUUUAUAACUUAUUAUUAAGAUUUCGUUCUAGCUCAA